Molecule: messenger RNA, 3141 nt
Organism: Chiloscyllium plagiosum (whitespotted bambooshark)
Lineage: Eukaryota; Metazoa; Chordata; Chondrichthyes; Orectolobiformes; Hemiscylliidae
Gene: wdcp
Product: WD repeat and coiled coil containing
Molecular function (GO): kinase binding
Source: RefSeq, a predicted model, not a curated record
UGGUUUGAACUUAUCUUCCCUUAUCUUAACUUCAAGAUGUUCCCAACUGUUUGACAAAUGCUAGCAGCUCUCUGAUCAUCCAUCACCAAUGUAAAAGCAGAAAAUUCGAUACCUUGGCUCCUUUUUUCUUUGUUAAAAGUUCCUCAUAUUGUUGAGGUUUAUUAUGGAGGUGGAGAGUGGGAAGAUAGCCAGUAUUUUACAAUAGCUCAGGCACAGUCCCUCACCCAAACUCCCCUUCUGUCAGAAGGAGCCCUUCGCGCAUGCGUGAAGCCCACCAUGCCCCCAGACCGGAAGUAAGACCGUUGCUAGGGGCGAGCUUCCGGUUGAGCAUUCCGCGGCAGAGCAGUUGAAUGCUCUCUGAUUUUGAUGCAGCCCCUGGGGUGGUGUAGUGAGGGGAGGGAGGCUUCGGGAAGGCGAUCGCCGGAAUUCUUCAGAUGAUCAACAUGGAGCUUGGAAAAGCAAAAUUACUGCGGACUGGAAUUAAUGUAUUACAUCAAGCUGUUCAUCCACUUCAUGGGAUUGCCUGGACAGAUGGAAAACAGGUUGCUCUCACUGCCAUUUACCUAGUCAAUGGUGAGGUCAAGUUUGGCGACAGCAAUGUCAUUGGAAGUUUUGAACACGUCAGUGGCCUUCACUGGGGUCCUGUUUGUUGUACAGGGGCUUUGGCAUUGCUUGCUGUGCAGCAUAAAAAGCAUGUAACAGUAUGGCAGUUACAAAACAGCACCUUGGAACACAACAAGCUUUUGGUUUCGCAAACUUGUGAACUGGGAGAGAUUUUUCCAAUAUUGCAACAAGGCUGUGUGUGGCAUCCAAAACAUGAUGUCUUGGUGGUAUUAACAAAGAGAGAUGCUUCUGUUUUGUUUGCAGUACAGAUUGAUAACCGUAGAGUUAAAGCAGAUAUUAAAGGUAGUGGCUUGAUUCACUGUGCCUGUUGGACUACAGAUGGGAACCAUCUAGUGAUUGCUGUAGGCAGUGCCCUUCAUUCAUACAUUUGGAAUAAUAACCAAAAGACUCUUCACGCAUGUAAUUUUUGCCCCAUAUUUGAUGUUGGAGGACGCAUCUGUGCAAUAGAGGCAUGUUUGGAUUUUCAAGUGGUUGUGACAACUGAAUUGCCCCUUGAUAAAAUCUGUAGCCUGAAUGCUGGUGCUACCUUCGAUAUUUCUCCUAUGUCAGAAACUGGAUCGUUGAUGUCAAGACCCACAAUGUUGGCAGUUGAAGAAAACCAGUCAUUGAACAUGAGGAGAAAAUCAGUAGAUUCCUCAAGGUCUUUGGCAGAAGGCCCAAUACUUUCAACAUCUAGUCCUUUAGACCUGACUCAUCUUCUGGCAACUCAUCGCAAAUCUGAUCCCAGCCCCCUUAUUCACCUGAAGCGCAGGGAUUGCCUUACUGGAAGUGGCCAUGACUCUUCAUAUCUGAUUCUCGUAACUUUUGAGAGAAAGGUGACCAUAACUAGAAAAGUAAGCAUCCCUGGAAUUCUGGUCCCUGAUAUUGUGUGUUUUGACCCUUGUCGAAGUACAAUUGCUGUAUCGUCAAAUAAUUGUAAUAUAAUAUUAGUGUAUUCAGUGACCCCUUCAAGUAUGCCCAACAUUCAGCAAAUACAGUUGCACAAAAAUGAACGGCCAAAGGGCUUGUGUUUUCUGACUGAGAAACUACUAUUACUCUUAGUUGGGAGGCAAAAAAUUAAUGAUGUUGCUUUUCUCCCAUCUUCGAAUUCAGACCGUUAUUUAAUCAGACUUAUGACUAAAAAGCUACUGUUGGAUGAUGGUUCUGUAUCAUCGGAGAUACUUGGGCAGCCUAGCAUUAAUAUCUCUGGAAUGAAGAAGUAUUUUGAAGAUCUGUCCAAGGAAGAGCGAUUUACAGGAAAAGAACUAUUAUUGCCAGGAAACUGUGCAGUUCAAUUUCCAAACAUUAAAAAGAGAUUGAUUGAGGAAGUAAAGAACAGCAGUAGUGAGCAGAGCUCAGAAGCAAGUAUGCCAAAACAAUCCGGACAAGUCUCACCUAGUGAACCUGCAGUGAUCUUAAGCUACAAUGCUGAAUCUGUAAAUAGAUCCAUAGAUAAUCAUGGACUUGGCACACCAAAUAGGAAUUUGACUAGCCCAGUCUUAUUUAAUGGAGACCAAGUUACCCAGUCACCUGCGAGUACUCCACUAAAUAUUGGUGACAGUGCAAAUGACAAAAUGGAACAACUGUCUAAGAAAAUGGAUAGAUUAUUUGAAAGUUUAACAGAGAUAAAGCAGUGCCUUUCUCAAAUAUCAGAUUAUGCAAAAAAUGGAAAGAAGUCUUCAGUAGCCUAUUCAUCUGAUCCAUCCAUCAUUUAUGUCAUUUAUCAGAAAAUACUGCAAGAAAAUACCAUUGUGGAUGAAAAACGAGCAUUUACCCUUUGUGAAGGCAGGCUUCGCCUGAAUACAGUGCAGGAAGUUUUUAACAUUUUUGCUGUUGAAAUGUUUCAUGGUUCUAACUGGAUUGUUCUAACAGCAGAUGAUGAUGGAUUUGCUCCAUUAAUGUUCAAACCAAAUCAGGAAAUUAUUAUUCGUGAUGGGAGGCUAAACACAGGAUCUAUAGAAUUCCCACCACCUCCGUCUCCAACCGACAGUAUCAGUUUGGAAACUCAGAGAACAAUGUGACCUGCGCUGCACGUGAGAACUGCAGUUGACAAAUGAAGAAGCUGAAAAUUGCAGCCCUCCUGGAGGACAACUGAUCACUGAUAUUCUUGUCGUAACAGGAAGAUUGAAGUAUUACUGGAGAUAAAGAAACAAAUCAACAGCUUUGAACAGUAAUCAUCUGAAUUAUUUUCUCAUUGUCUUGUAGAUGUUGUAGAGAUUCCUGCAGCAAAAUCUUUUAUAAGAGAUCACCUAUGUCUAAGUAUCAUAAAUCUUGGAAGUCUGACAUUUAUGUAUGUGAAGUAACUUGAAAGUUGGGGGUGAGGUUUGGAGCAGAUUGUUUUGUGUGCGAAGUCUUCAGAAUGAUUUCAAGACUCACUUAGCUAUUUUUCCCCUUUUUUUAGAGUUAUAUUAACUGAUGAUAAACUGUAUUUCUUUGCAUUGGAAAGAACAAGAAUAUGAAAUUAACAAGUAGUAUGAGAAAUGUAAGGAGGUUUUAAAUCUGAUAUUCAUAUUAUCACCAAUAAAAUCAAUGAAGCAA